AAAAAAGUAUUUGGCUCCAUGAUCAAAAUUGAACAGACGUGUGGAGUAUGUAAUUUCACAGGAUCUGGGACAGUCAGCCAAUGAUAGGUUCCAUCCCAGCAGGGAAUCUUAUUUUUUCUGCUGCAUUGCUUUUCACUGGUUUACUUCCAUCGAAGACAAUUCGAUUCAUGGAGCAAAUGAAUAUAUCUACCAUAAGCACCAACACUUUCUUUCAACACCAGAAAUACUAUCUUCAUCCUUCCAUUUGUUCUGUGUGGAAAACCUUCCAGGAGAAAUACUUUCAAAGAAUGAAGGAAAAGGAUAAAUCUCUGGUCUUGGGCGGUGAUGGUAGAGCUGACACACCGGGCCAUUCAGCAAAAUAUGGUAGCUACGCUAUGUUGGACUUGGAUCUUGUCCUUGUUGUUCAUGUUGAAUUAGUACAGAGUAACGAAGUUAAAAGCAGUUACCAUAUGGAGAAGGAAGGUUUGGUUCGAUCAGUUGACUUUAUCAAAAGCCAAGGAUUAAAAAUCAAAGAGAUUGUUACUGAUCGUCACGUACAGAUUGUGAAGUAUGUGAGGGAAGAAAUGCCAAAUUCAGUACACCACUUUGAUGUGUGGCAUGUUGUAAAAGGCCUGAAGAAGAAACUUCUUGCCCUUUCCAAGGAGAAGGAAUGUGAGAGACUCAUGGCGUGGAUAAAAAGUCUAUGUAACCACAUGUACUGGUCAGCAGCUUCAACACCAAGUGGGAAUGGGCAACUUAUGCUGGAGAAAUGGGAAUCUGUGAUCAACCAUGUUCAAAACAUCCAUGAACAUGAUGGUGACAUUUAUACAGAGUGUGCCCAUGGCCCAUUGGAAGAGAGUGCGCGCAAAAAGAAAUGGUUGCAGCCAGGGAGUAAAGUGGCAGAACGUUUAGCAGAUAUUGUCACAUCCAAACAAAUGAUAAAAGAUGUUCCAAAACUGUCACCAGGGCCACAAACUGCCUCCCUUGAGGGCUUUCAUUCUGUUAUCAAUCAUUUUGCCCCCAAAAUGAUUGGCUUCUCAUUUCAUGGAAUGUACUCACGUAUAGUACUCGCGGCAUUGCACUUUAAUGAAAAUGCAAUGCGUGAUCAGGCCACCACUAAGGACGGAACAAAGCGAUUUGAUGUUGUAUUCCCUAAAUACAAGAAAGGAGAAUAUUCCGUCCGAAAAAUUAAAGUUGACUGCACCUAUGAAUACAUUGGUCAAUUAAUGGAUGUAGCUGUCACCUUAGCAGAGGAAAAACCCAUGAAUUCAAGUGUCCUGGACCUUGAAGAUGUACCACCACCCCUUGCAAGUGCAUAUGAAAAGCCAGAGAAACAAGUGGCAAUACAGGAAAAGAUUUCGAGAUAUGCCAACGUCAUUGAAUCAGAUUUAUAUGACAGUGUUGAUGAGCCAUCCUGCUCCAAUGCAUGA
Ostrea edulis (European flat oyster) is the source of this 1409-nucleotide messenger RNA. RefSeq lists its product as uncharacterized. The coding region runs from base 81 to 1409 and encodes 442 amino acids. Lineage: Eukaryota; Metazoa; Mollusca; Bivalvia; Ostreida; Ostreidae. The transcript has 7 exons. The record is from RefSeq and is a predicted model, not a curated record.